GCGUGUUGGCGAGCUAAUUUAAUUGUGAGUCAUUUUGGCAUGGGUAGCUGAAGACCCUGUAGAAAUCAUUGGCAAAAAUGUCGUCAGACCCUCCUGAUGAGAAGGAGGAGAAAGUGCGUGCUCUCGAUGAGGAUGACAUUGCCCUGCUUAAGACCUACGGACAAGGUCCCUACUCAGUUCGCAUUAAAAAUGUUGAAAAGGACGUGAAGGAAAUCGUCAAGAAAGUGAACGAAGUAAGUGGUGUGAAAGAAUCAGACACAGGCCUGGCCCCACCAAGUCGAUGGGAUUUGGUGUCAGACAAGCAGGCAAUGCAGGAGGAGCAGCCUCUGCAGGUGGCGCGGUGUACAAAGAUCAUCAAGCCUGGCACAGAAGAAGCCAAGUAUGUGAUCAAUGUGAAGCAAAUCGCCAAGUUUGUGGUGGGCCUGGGUGACCGUGUGGCGCCCACUGAUAUUGAGGAGGGGAUGCGCGUCGGGGUGGACCGCAACAAGUAUCAAAUACAGAUCCCGCUGCCGCCAAAGAUCGACCCCACAGUGACGAUGAUGACAGUGGAGGAGAAGCCAGACGUGACGUACUCUGACAUCGGCGGCUGCAAGGAGCAGAUUGAGAAGAUGCGCGAGGUCGUGGAGCUGCCCAUGCUGCACCCUGAGAAGUUUGUGCAGCUGGGCAUUGACCCCCCAAAGGGCGUCCUCUGCUAUGGGCCCCCAGGCACCGGCAAGACGCUGCUGGCGCGCGCGGUGGCCAACAGGACGGACGCUUGCUUCAUCCGCGUCAUCGGCAGUGAGCUGGUGCAGAAGUAUGUGGGCGAGGGUGCACGCAUGGUGCGCGAGCUCUUCCAGAUGGCCAGGUCAAAGAAGGCGUGCCUGGUCUUCUUCGAUGAGAUUGACGCCAUCGGCGGCGCGCGAUUUGACGACGGUGCAGGUGGCGACAAUGAGGUGCAGAGGACCAUGCUGGAGAUUGUCAACCAGCUGGAUGGGUUCGACUCGAGAGGGAACAUUAAGGUGCUGAUGGCGACCAACAGGCCGGACACGCUGGACCCAGCGCUGCUGCGGCCGGGGCGGCUGGACCGGAAGGUGGAGUUUGGCCUGCCUGACCUGGAGUCGCGCACUCAGAUCUUCCAAAUCCACACCCGCACCAUGAACUGCGAGCGCGACAUCCGCUUCGAGCUGCUCUCGCGGUUGUGCCCAAACUCCACUGGUGCGGACAUCAGGAGUGUGUGCACGGAGGCGGGCAUGUUUGCCAUCAGGGCUCGCAGGAAGACAGUGACAGAGAAGGACUUCUUGGAUGCUGUCAACAAGGUCAUCAAGGGCUACCAGAAGUUUAGUGCAACACCCAAGUACAUGGUGUACAACUAGACAUUGUAUGGUGGCUGCAACGUGAUGUUUUACUGACUGGGAACUCAAGAAGCUGAACAAAUAUUCCAAUGUUUCAGUGUGACCUGCAACUCUACAUCUGACCUUGAUUGAGAUCUAAGUUACACGAUUUGACGAGUACAUUGCCUCUGUAAGAACAGUGGUUCCUGAAACACAUUAUGCAGAAGGGUGGAGAGAUGUGACUCAAUCGGUCUUCUCAAUCUCAAUCAGUCGGACUUCUUCGCAAAGGCGCUCUGGUAACAUCACAGCACAAGACUAUGGCAUCAAAAUACUUGCUCCUAGAUACAACAGAACUGAAUGUUUCCUCGCUCUACUGACAACAUUGCCGGGAGCCUGUUCAUACUGGCCAUGGGUCACUCAGCACCCUCUGCCCUCCUCGCUCACACAUCUACAAAAAAUGUCCCACUGGGUAACGCCUCUGCAACUGCUCCUCUCACUUCUCCUGCACCUCGAUGCCGUUGGCGCGCGCAACGAUGCACACAUCCACCAUGUCCAU
Coccomyxa subellipsoidea C-169 is the source of this 1866-nucleotide messenger RNA. Its product is annotated as 26S proteasome subunit P45. The coding region runs from base 78 to 1352 and encodes 424 amino acids. Gene Ontology annotation, biological process: proteasome-mediated ubiquitin-dependent protein catabolic process. NCBI's taxonomy places the organism in Eukaryota, Viridiplantae, Chlorophyta, Trebouxiophyceae, Coccomyxaceae. Gene Ontology annotation, cellular component: proteasome regulatory particle, base subcomplex. The record is from RefSeq and is a predicted model, not a curated record. Gene Ontology annotation, molecular function: ATP hydrolysis activity; proteasome-activating activity; ATP binding. The transcript is spliced from 10 exons.